GCUGUCCGCCGCAAUACUCCACCGGUGGAUUUUUCUUAUCGAUAAGAAAAAGUUGUCUCCGACUUUUUGCUCCUCACUCAAAAUAUCACCAUUGCACCUGCGCCAGCCUCCAUUUCUCCUCGUCCAACGACUUUUUGCAAGUACCCGACCAUGGUCAAGGCAAGAAAGAAGAAGAGGACUCAUGUGCCCAACAAUGACGGGCCUGGAAAGCCGGGGCAGGCGAACCGACGGCCCAAGAGUAUGGUUAUCCGCAUGGGCGCAGGCGACGUCGGAUCCAGUGUGACGCAGCUGGCGCGAGAUUUUCGAGCAGUGAUGGAGCCGGAUACUGCAAGCAGGUUAAAAGAGCGACGAGCGAACAAGUUAAAAGACUACACCGCUAUGGCUGGUCCACUGGGUAUUUCGCACCUCUUCCUCUUCUCGCGCUCGAAAUCCGGCAAUGUCCACCUCAGAGUUGCGCUCACGCCCCGAGGACCGACCCUGACUUUCAGAGUCGAACGUUACGCUUUAUGCAAAGACAUAGCGAAAGCCCAAAAGCAUCCCCGCAGUGGAGGGAAGGAAUAUUUGAAUGCGCCACUCCUGGUCAUGAACAAUUUCACCUCUCAAGCAGGCGAAGAUGCAAAAGCCGACCCUAUCAAGAAGCAGCUCGAGUCCCUUACUACUACUAUAUUUCAGUCAAUAUUUCCUCCCAUAUCCCCACAGACGACCCCUCUCAGCUCAAUACGAAGAAUCUUGCUAUUGAACCGCGAACCUCAAUCUGAUGGUACAUAUAUAAUCAACCUCCGCCACUAUGCAAUCACAACCCGUCGAACGGGUGUUUCAAAACGAGUCCGCAGAUUUGAUCCAAGCGAGCAGCGACUACGAGAGAAGAAGUCGGGAGCUCUGCCGAACCUGGGCAAACUGGAGGACGUCGCGGACUAUCUCCUCGACCCAUCAGCCGGGGGUUACACGUCUGCUAGUGAGACCGAGCUGGAUACAGAUGCUGAAAUCGAAGUUCUUGAAACCACGACCCAGCGAGUGCUGAGUAGGCGAGAGCAACAAAGACAGCAGCAGCAACAAAAGCAACAUCAAAAUGGGGAAAAAGAUAAAGACACGACGAUGAAAGAGUCCGCGGCAAAUGGCGGAACCAACGUAGAGAAGCGAGCGGUGAAACUGGUCGAACUCGGUCCUCGAAUGCGUCUGCGCAUGGUCAAAGUGGAAGAAGGCAUCUGCGAAGGACGGGUUAUGUGGAACGAGUUUGUGACCAAGACCGACGCCGAGGAGAAGGCGUUAGAGGAGAAGUGGGAGAAGAAGCGGGAGGAAAAAGAGGCAAGACGGAAGGAGCAGAAGGAGAAUAUCGAGAGGAAGAAGCUGGCCAAGAAGAAUGCAAAGAUCAAUGCUAGCCAGGGUGACGGCGAAGCUGGGGAAGAUGACGACGAGGAGGACGAGGACGAGUGGGACAGUGAUGACAUGGAGGAUUGGGACGACGAUCUGGACGACGAUGUCGCUCAGGGAAAUGCGAAUGAGAAUGAGAGCGAGAAUGAAGAGUGAUUUUUUUUUAUUGUUGUAUGCUAGACACGGCGAUGCCUUCGCAUCAGAGCUGAGUGCUCAUCCGCUUGCGGCUUUCGUGUGGUCCUUUCUGUGCCUCCGAUAAUCGCUGUCGGUGAUACGUGCGUGCGCGUAUGCGUACCGUAUGGAUGCAUGCCUGCUCGCUAGCUCUGUGUCAGAGUCAUCGCGCCUGCUUCACCUGGUACUCUGAUCUUUCUAUUCCUCA
Cladophialophora immunda is the source of this 1750-nucleotide messenger RNA. RefSeq lists its product as uncharacterized. Gene Ontology annotation, cellular component: preribosome, large subunit precursor. Gene Ontology annotation, biological process: rRNA processing; ribosomal large subunit assembly. Gene Ontology annotation, molecular function: rRNA binding. The transcript is spliced from 2 exons. The coding region runs from base 151 to 1527 and encodes 458 amino acids. Lineage: Eukaryota; Fungi; Ascomycota; Eurotiomycetes; Chaetothyriales; Herpotrichiellaceae. The record is from RefSeq and is a predicted model, not a curated record.